ACCGUCAGAGGCUGGCUGCAUGAAUGCUGGAGCUGGAUGGAGAGCAAAACAACUAGAAUUUAAAAAACACAUAUCUUUUACGCGCCUUACUGUGUGAGACUUAAGGAAUUACGGUAGUAUUGACUUCAACUCUAUUUCACACAUUGUACCAUCAGGAUCGGGAUCAUAGAUAUUAUUAACUGUUCCAGUGGGACUACAGGGAGGAGUGUACGACGCAGCUGAACUGAGUGAGGUGCAUCUUCAGACAUUCUUUAGUACGAUCUUGUGCUAACUGUACACCAGGCGAAAGCUGUUGAAAGUCAUAACGUUUAAGGAGGUCCAGAGGACAGUGACUCAGAUUGUUACUGUUUUAAACAGCGUCAUCAGUCAUCAUAGCAUACCAAUUUGAAAGAGUUACCAAUAUGGAUCGGUUAUGGACAUCUGUUACACUCGGUGUUUUCUUAGCAUGUUUGCCAUAUACUAUUGUAGAUGCUGUUGGACCAAGUGACACGGCAGCCUUGCGUGGUGGUGCGGCCACUCUGACUUGCAGUAACCCUGCGUAUACUUCACCAAGUUCUGGUGCUGCUUUUUGGGAAGAGGGUGGAACACCAUUCGGUACCCAGCAAAAUGGAAUUUACACUGCACCUGAAUUUGCUAAAUACACGAAUUUUGACAUAGUGUCGACUGAGUAUCCCCAGAUGGACCUCACAGUUAGCAAUGCUCAGGUUGAAGAUGAAGGAACGUACACAUGCACCUUGCAAUCAGAUCAAGGAUCAGCAACUUUGACUGUUGAAAUUGAAGGUAAUGAACCUACCAUCACACUGAACAGUGAUCCAUCAGUGACUCCUAUCAGACUGAUAGCAGGAGUGGAAAGUGUACUGAGAUGCACAGCGAGCGGCUUCAGACCGGCAGUCAAUCUAGAAUGGUACAAAGAUGACGUCAAAAUCACAGCAGGUAUCACUGAGGAUCCAGCCACUAGUAAUGGAGAUACCUUCACUACGGUGGGCACUUUGACAUUCACUCCAACAAUUCCAGAUGAUGGAGAUCGUCUAGAAUGCCGCACAACAGGACAGGUGGUCGCCACAGCAAAAACUGGAGCGCUCACUCUCAGUGUACAAUUUGUACCUGUUGUCACAGUAGGCUACAGCGGUGGUCAGAUAACCUGCUCAUCAGAAGCCAAUCCAUUGGCCACAACUCAUCAGAUCAUUCGGAAUGGCACCGACGUUCUGAAGGAAUUCACCAACAGUCCAGGAUCUGUGGAAUUCACACCGAAGUAUUGCGCUGUAAUCAGUUGUAACGCUACAAACACAAUUGGAACAGGAACAGACACGUUUGCCGAUCAAAUAUGCCCAGUUAUCCCUGAUGAAACUACAACAGAAAUGCCAAGUACCGGCUAUGUUGAACCCACGACUCCGGCACCACCUAAACCAAGUGAACCUACACCAAAGCCCACUGUCGGUUUGGAUGCAGGCAUCAUUGCAGCAAUCGCCAUCGGUUGCCUGAUUGUUGUAGCCCUAGUGAUUGGUGGAAUCGUUUAUUGUUACACGCAAAAGAAAUUCUGCUUCGAUUCGAACAAGACUUCAAACGGUGGUUCCUCGCCCAAGAAGCAGCCCUCGGUAGUUAACGCAGACAUGAUCCGCAACCAGCCCGAGGUCCGACAGAGCGUCCACAACUAUGACGACGAACCAAAAAAGCCCCGCGUGCCGCGUAGCAACUCGGGCAAGCCGGCGCCCGAGAAGGAAGCCCUGAAGCAGAGUGCGCCCCCUACUGACAAUGACCACCAGGGGUACCCUAUGGACUCGUACGAUGGUGACCCACAGGAAGGUAGAGGCCAAGCCGGUGUAAAUUACGCUGACCUGCAGUUCCAGAACAGAGAUAGGCCGACAAACGGGCACGGAAAAAUCCACCAGUCUGAUGAGGAACCCACGCAGUAUGCAUCCAUCCUCGUCUAACAUCGCCGUCCCUCCUGCGACAAAGUGUAGAGGUCCAUGUGUUUGUUUGAAUUGGGGAGAGACCAUGUUGCAGCUGUAGACUCAAAAAGAGGUGGUAUGACAUGAUUUGGGGAUGUUUUAUUGUUUGUUUUAAAUCACUUUGACAACGCAUGAAAUCAUAAUGUACAACCCUUUUAAGAUGUAAAGAUCGAAGAUUGUUUUUAAAUUAGUGAUCAGACCAUUGUGAAAAUUGGGGGUGUGGUGAUUACAUGGAAAUUGACACAAGGAGGUGGCUGAUAAUGUUGCCAAUGAUUAGUGUCCCAAAUUGAUGAACAUCAAUGAUAACACCCCUCUGUUACAACGGACUAGCCUUUGGUUUUCCUUCAAUUUUACAAAUCGUUCCGUCAGUGCAACAAGGUCGUAACUCCAUCCUGCAACAAAGUCAUCUCGCGCAAAUACGCUCUGUGUAACAAGGUCAUAUCUCGACGUCCAUUGACUUUCUGUGGGUACAUACCGGUUAUUUUAAGUGAGAUACGACCUUUUGACAUUCUGAAACCUACGUUUCACGUACGGAAAUACGACCUUGUUACACGUACACGACGAAAUAUGAACAGCAUGAUACAAACAUCAAGUACGCAUAUUGAAAUUAGCAUCUUAACUUUUAUAAGUGAUUUGAUUUAAUGACGCAAUGAUACAUUUAAAAUGCACCAUAAAUUUUCUGUGAAUGUGGUUGUGUAUAAUGGCAGACAAUGCACCUGCCAAAAAUUACACACUGUCUUGCAUAUACAUGUAAUUAAAUCAUCCCCACCAUUCUACCCCCGACCGUGCCCCCCCCUACUCCCCACCAUACCCCAUAUUCCCCAUCCUCCCCUUACCUGUACCCCCAAACCUACAUGUAUACCCUCCCCCACCCGUUCCCUCUUCCUAACCCUUACCUAACUCCUUGUUACUCAUCCCCUUGUUAUCCCACCCCACCCUCCUACACCCCACUCCUCCUACACCACACCUCUCUUACACCACAUCACUUCCCCCACCUCUUCUGCCCCUCCAAAAUAUCCACAUUUUUGAGUUGGUUUACAUUCUUAGCAAAAGAAAAAACACAGUUUCAACCUAGUCUAAAAAUAAAAUGGCCUCAAAGGCUCAAUGUACUGGGAUUGCAUUAACUGAAUUGUACAUGUAGUCUUACUUGAUAUAAACUUGUGCAAAACUUUCAUCGUGCCCACCGUAAAACUGCCAUGUUCAGUUUUGCAAAACGUCCUACAUUGCAAAAUAAUUAACAUUGCCCAUGCUAACUAAUGCAACUAAGUGAAGACAUACAAAGUCGUUUCGAGCUACCCAAUGAUUUGGAAAUGGAUACUCCAGCCUAAUUUUUUUCAUCUUUCAUGUUAUUAUUCCUUCAUACCACCAUAGAUGCAUACAAUCUGUAGAUAUACUUUUCUUCAAUGAAGACUGGACAAUGGAUUCACUCUCUUAAGAUGUAAAUACUUUUCAUUUUUUUUCAGCAUUUCAUGAAGAUCAAAUUGUUUAUAAAUAAUUGGUCAAGAAACUUCUCGAAUGUAAGAAAAGUUCCACAGUUUGUAUUUUGCCUGUAAUUUGCAAAUGUUGCUGUUAAAGCUACUGUUAAAAAAAAAUUGCUUCGAAAAAGAUGUUUUUGGGUUGGAAUGUUUGAGAUUGCGUUUGUGAUUUGGUGCUUAAAAACGAGAAAGGGUCAAAAGGUUUUUACAAUUUUGGUGUUUAUUCGGAGUUGAUAACACUGUUCGUCUGAAGUAACUGUACAAAUCUCUCACUCACUGUAUAAAUAUUCAUUAGAUGAUGUCACAUUGAUGAGUUAUAUCGUAAAUAAUUGCCGUAAUUGGUCUUUGUUAUGGUAAUAAUGGUAAUACAAAAAUGGGUAAUACAUGUAGUUAUGAGAGUCAGGUGGGCCAAUAUUCAAAUUGUGAUUGGUCAUGCUGUUGUAUAGAGAAUCACGUGUUUAUACUCCUGUUCAUGUAGGGAGCCUUGUGCUGAUGAAUAUUCAUAGUGUAUCAUUAGCAUAUUUUGAGUUCACCAAUCAGAAUAUUAUUAAUAUUAUGUAGGGAGCCUUGUGCUGAUGAAUAUUCAUAGUGUAUCAUUAGCAUAUUUUGAGUUCACCAAUCAGAAUAUUAUUUUAUUCAUUACACAGAGAGCUUUAUUUGAAUAAUAUGAACUGAGCAGUAUGUGUAACAACUUAAGAUUAAAAGGAGGCUGUAGUUUGACAUGUGACCCCAUUUAAGCAGACAUUAUUUCGAAAGGGUAGGAACAAAAUGUUUAAAAAAAAAUGAAGGGGAAAAAAAAAAAAAAAAAAAGCUAAACUGUGGACUGGAAUAGUAUUCUGUAUCCAACUGCUAUUUUUAAAGCUAUUUUCAUACUAUAAAAUGAUGUCCAAUGUCAAAAUUUAUUUUUUAGAAACUGUAUGGUCCUUAUAAUUUGUUAAAUAAAAUGUAUGUGUAGAUUGAAUGUGUCUGAAUGUGUAUCGUCCCCUUUGGAAGGCAAACAUUUAUAAACAAGUGCCAUGGUAACACAGUUUUGAUGUCACAUAACAUCCGAAGGCAGGAUUUUAAUCAUUGUACUCAGUUGCAAUUUUGUUUUCACUUUUAGAUGUCUUUUACACAUUAACUGCAUACAAAAGCUUUAUGCCGUAGUACCGUAGUUUGUACAUGUAUAUAAUUGGACCUACAUGUAUGGUUAUUUCUUCAACCGUGUAUGUCACUUGUCACUUGGUGUCACCGCAGUGUCACUAAUCUGCCUCUGUGAAAAUUUAACUUUCUCACCCAAUAGGUUUCCCAAACUAGGUAUUCUAAUGUCAUGUCAGGUUGUGUCCUUUGGUUUGACUGUCUACCAGUCAAUCUGUCACCCUGUUUGCCAAUCAAACACUUCAACGUGCCACCCUGUAGUCACUGGCCACCAGACAUGGCACCUUGUAUUGUUGGCUGCCCGAUGUGUUGCCUUGUUCUGAUUUGUCACUGUGCCAUUGUCUUACUGCCUACCUGAUGUGACAACCUCUGUCAAAAUGAUAAUGUGUAUUUUUAAAGCACACGCAUCUACAUGAACCAGUAUUGGUGUUCAAGGUGUAACAUCGUUAUAAGGGCAAAUGAAACAUUCCAAAGACAAUCUCAGCUCCUUGGGGAGAAUAGAGCUUGAUGCCAUUUCGGUGCAAAGCAGCCAAAAUCAACCGGACAUGGCACUCAGUAUUAUCGUCCAUCUGAUGUGUUACUUUGUCCUGAUUUGUCACCGUCACAGUCUCACUGGCUACCAGACACUAUGUGCCAUGUCUGGCAGCCAGUGACUAUGGGGUGGUAAGUUGAAGUGUGGCGUUGACAAGCAAAACUAUGACAAGCAACACUAUGUCUCUUUGCAGAUGGAAAACAUGUCAUUUGCGACACUGUCCACCAUUCUCAAUAUCCUGUCCUGAUUGUCUACCUUGCUCGCCCUCUAUCUGUCACCCAGUGUGACUGUCACCCAGUGUGACUGUCAUUAGGGCAUGUCACCAAGUCAUGAUUCAACUGUCGAUCCUCUUAACCUUCUCAGUCUGACAAACUAACCCCUUGUGUCCGGUGCUUGCCUUGUCACAUGUCCAUAGCAUCAGUUUAUUGUACAAAUGACAAAGUAGCUUUUAGCAUUUUAAUUUUACCAAUAUAUGUAUUUAGCUUCACUGCUGCCUUUAAUGGAAUAUACAUACUUUAUUUGCGUAAUCCUUUUGCACGUGUAAAUAUAGAGUUAAUUUAAAUUGAUUUUUGAUUUUUGUAUUAUAAUGUUCAGAAUUGUAACCGAGACCAAAACGAGUCAAUCACAAAUCAGGUCACAAGCAGUCACGUGGCCUGAGACUGGAUGACUUUGUGAUUUACUUGUGACUGAUUGACAACUCUACUGAUAUUAUUCCAUCCAUUGUCUGUCACUAUUGUCAUGGUCAAGGAUAUUAUUUUGUCACAUUGCAUGUAAAUCAAGUUGUGUCACAACCACCCUUUAACAGUGAUGCUAGACGUUUACUGUUUUGUGGGGGAAAAAAACUCUGGUGAAUUCCUGGAUAUUUUGUUUUUGUUUCUGAGUACUUCUUAUAUCUUAGAUCAUUUUGUAAGUUUCUGGUUUUCUUCUGAUAGAUAAUCACAGAAUUCAUUACACAUUUUGUUUUUAUGUCUUCAUAUUAAAAUAAAAGUAUAAAAACAUUUGUGGUUGAUUUUAGUUUUUCCGUCAAUAUAGAAACCAACAUGUAUGCAUAGCCUUGUUUAUUCCAGUAUUUGCUUCGAGUUAUUUUGAGUUACAAUUAACCUUUGUGUGUUUUUAUUAUUAAUGGCAUAUAUAUAUUAAUAUGUUUGUUUUAAUCAUCAUUGGAUACACUAACAGAUCUAGGUGAUUUUUGUCGAAUUUCUUUUGUAAAAAUUGGUUGAUUUCGCUGUUUGCAUUGGAUUUGCGCCUAAUUGCUGGUAAAACUGCUCUUACAUCACAAUAAUUAUAAGCUGAAGACGUGUUCUCUAUUGUGAAAUGGUGUGCUCAAUCAUUUGCAACUAAACACAAAUUUAGAGUGAUAAAUUUAUCGAUUCUGAAGAUAUCAUGCCGUUUUCAUCGGAAGUGCCCAGCUUAUACAUAAUAAAAGGAAACAUUUCAAGCUUGCAGUUGCCAUUUUUUUUAGCGUUCAAAUGUUGUUAUACAAUCGGUGUACAUAAUUAUCGUGUAAAUUAUAAUUACCAGUACUUUGUAGCCAUUAAAUAAAGGCAAAUUGCUCGCUGGUUGUAAUUAUGAGAAGCACA
Patiria miniata (bat star) is the source of this 6673-nucleotide messenger RNA. Its product is annotated as cell adhesion molecule 3-like. The transcript has 11 exons. Lineage: Eukaryota; Metazoa; Echinodermata; Asteroidea; Valvatida; Asterinidae. Gene Ontology annotation, cellular component: cell-cell junction. Gene Ontology annotation, biological process: cell-cell adhesion. The record is from RefSeq and is a predicted model, not a curated record. The coding region runs from base 402 to 1931 and encodes 509 amino acids. Gene Ontology annotation, molecular function: cell adhesion molecule binding.